Messenger RNA from Ylistrum balloti, 1095 nucleotides. RefSeq names its product serine protease 23-like. Gene Ontology annotation, biological process: proteolysis. The coding region runs from base 1 to 1095 and encodes 364 amino acids. The record is from RefSeq and is a predicted model, not a curated record. Lineage: Eukaryota; Metazoa; Mollusca; Bivalvia; Pectinida; Pectinidae. Gene Ontology annotation, molecular function: serine-type endopeptidase activity. The transcript has a single exon.
AUGCUCUACAAGUGUGCCUAUUCACAUCUUUACCUCUUGUACCUGUGGUUAUCGUUCUACUUGCACGUUGUGGUGUUGUCCGCUGGGGUCGGGGAUACCGUGCGGAAACAUUUGUCCAAUGUCAGUGUUAGUAAGAAUUUAAACCAAUAUGUUAUGCAAAAUUCAUCAAGCGUCUUUCAGUUACACGAGUCACCUAAAAAGCGUAUACACGAAUGGACCAAUAAUGAGUUUUUCAGGAGGACAAAGUCAAAUAAGAGAUUGCAGUUGCUCAAUGCGUUGGAAUCGAACGUUCUUUUCGGCGUAGCCGACAAACGAAGUCCGCUCCAUCAGCGAGUGUUUGUGUAUGGUCACGACGACAGAUUAGCAAUCGACCCAUCCCGUGUAAAACAUUAUCCUUACUUUAACAUCGUACGACUUUUGGGCGGUGGUGUCGGCUGUACCGGAACGCUCCUCACGCCGACUUACGUCCUUACGGCCGCCCACUGUGUCCACAAUGGCGACACUUUUAAACCGAAACUGGGAUUGCUCAAAGUUUUUAUACCGCAUAGCCAUGGAGAUCUGGUGCGUUUUAUCAGUAACAUUAGCGUUCCGUCACAGUGGGGUAGGGCUGGUGCUAGUGCUAAACGUGCAAAGUAUGAUUAUGCAGUCUUGCAUCUAAAUCUCGCCGUAUAUGGCCGCCAUGAUUUCAUGCCUCUGCACGUGCCGAGCCAAAGACUUAUAAAUGAAGACCUGUACUUCCUCGGGUUUCAUUACGACACGGCAUCCAUGGCUAAAACAAAAUGUUCAGAAUCUCUGAAACAUCUCAUGUACGGAAAUAAUGUCCUGUUGAGUCAGUGUGAUUCCAGUGUUGGCAAUUCUGGAGCGACACUCUUCUAUGAGAACCCCCGUACGCGCGAGAGGAAAAUCAUAGGCUUGGUGUCCAACACGGCCGACUUAAGAAAAUCAAACCGUUGGUACCGUGUGACCUAUAUCACCCUGCUCACCCCAGACAAGAUCAAAGACAUCUGUGACUUGGUAUUUCCGGAGGGGAUCGAGUACAAUGUUUGUCCCCCGUUCACGUAUCGAAAGCAAUCACGUGAUUCCAUCAUAUGGUAG